This is a messenger RNA of Hippocampus zosterae (dwarf seahorse), 2797 nucleotides long. RefSeq names its product solute carrier family 30 member 5 (gene slc30a5). The record is from RefSeq and is a predicted model, not a curated record. Lineage: Eukaryota; Metazoa; Chordata; Actinopteri; Syngnathiformes; Syngnathidae. The transcript has 16 exons. Gene Ontology annotation, biological process: intracellular zinc ion homeostasis; transmembrane transport; zinc ion transport. Gene Ontology annotation, cellular component: Golgi apparatus; membrane. Bases 415 to 2706 code for a protein of 763 amino acids. Gene Ontology annotation, molecular function: zinc ion transmembrane transporter activity.
UAAAGUUUUUCAUGACGUGUUGUUUAUCGUGUCCGGAAGUAGCUUCGGCUCACUUCUGCACAGUCUGGAAGGAUUUUUUUUUGGUCUUGUUAUUGGAAAAAACGCCGUCAAUCUAUCUUAAACGGUUAUAGCUCCUGUUUACACCUUUAAUUUAAAGGACGCGUUAGAGAACUCGAAACGUGAAUAUUACCACUGUUACUGCUAUUCCACCUGGUUAUCUACCUCGAAGUUAACCUUUUCGGGAAAUCACCUUUUCUAUGCUUUGCUCCUCAGCAAGGAUGUUUUGAACCGUUUCGAAUUUUAAAUGCUGUGCCCUGCUUCUCAUCGCUAAAUGAGCGCCAAGUUAAAUUCACGUCAUAGAUAGCAGUAAUGUUAUAAGGUUACUCGGGACAUCGUCAAGCUGUCCGGCUGAAAAUGGACGAGAAAUACAGCAACAACGUCCUUUCUGGAGGACAACUGGGGAUGGUUGAGGUUCCCAAUUCCAGGUUAACCAGGUACAUAGUGUUGUUGGUCAUCUCGAAAAUCUUGAAGGCAUUGGGGAUCUUUGAAUCAUAUGACAUCCUAAAGGUCGUCCACAUUGUGCAGUUUAUCUUCAUAUUAAAGUUAGGGUCGGCUGUUAUUUUACUUGUUUUUCAAAAGCCUUUUUCCUCUGGAAAAAUCAUCUCGAAAAGACAGUGGAUAAAAUUACUAAAGCACAGUGUUUUCAGCUGUAUCAUCUCCCUACUGGGCUUUUUUGGUCUCACUCUCUGUGGACCCCUGAGGACAUUGCUACUUUUCGAGCACAGCGAUGUGGUGGUGAUUGCUCUCCUUGGUGUCCUCUUCACCAGCUCAGGAGGUGGGCCAGCAAAGACUCGAGGCGCCGCUCUCUUCAUCAUCGCAGUGAUUUGCCUUCUCCUCUUCGACAAUGAUGAUCUCAUGGCCAAAAUGGCGGAGCAUCCCGAGGGACAUCACGACAGUGCGCUAACUCACUUCCUGUACACCGCCAUUGCGUUUUUGGGGGUUGCGGAUCACAAGGGUGGUGUUGUGCUGCUCGUGGUCUCCCUGUGCCUGAAGGUUGGCUUCCACACAGCCUCCAGGAAACUUUCGGUGGAAGUCGGCGGUGCCAAGCGCCUCUACGCCCUGGACAACCUGGUUUCUGCUGCCGUACUGCUGCCCUGGGUCAUAGUGCUGUCAGCCACCACGGAAAGUAAAGUUGAGUCGUGGUCAGCUCUUAUCCCGCCUUUCGCCAUGAUCAUCUUCUCCGUGAUGAUCCUGGAGUUUUACGUGGAGGCCAUCUGCAAUACCAAGAUGGAAGUGCAGCGCUGCGCCCGAUACGGCGCCGUGGCUCUCUUCUGCAGCGCCCUGCUGCUCGCCAACUUCUGGACUCACCCGCUGACCGACCAGUUGCGCUCCAUGAGUAAGCCGCCGCGGCGGAGCAGCACGGAGCACGUGCUGUCUGGAGGGGUGCUUGUCAGUGCCCUUUUCUUCAUCUUGUCAUCCAGCGUCCUCUCUUCCCCUUCGAAGAAAGGUCAAAAGGGCACCCUGGUGGGUUAUUCCCCCGAAGGGACUCCUUUGUACAACUUCAUGGGUGACGCCUUGCAGCACACGUCGCAGUCCCUGCCGCGCUUCAUUAAAGAUUCCUUGAAGCAGAUCUUGGAGGAGUACGACUCCAGACAGAUCUUCUACUUCCUGUGUCUCAACCUGGCCUUCACCUUUGUUGAGCUCUUUUACGGUGUUUGGACGAACAGCCUGGGACUGAUCUCGGAUGGCUUCCACAUGUUGUUUGACUGCUCGGCUUUGGUCCUGGGCCUGUUUGCCGCCCUGAUGACCCGCUGGAAAGCUACCAGGAUCUUCUCCUACGGGUAUGGCCGUGUCGAAAUCCUUUCUGGGUUCAUCAAUGGACUCUUCCUGAUGGUCAUCGCCUUCUUUGUCUUCAUGGAGUCGGUAACCCGCUUAGUGGACCCCCCCAACAUAAACACGGACAUGCUGACCCCGGUGUCCGUCGGCGGCUUAUUGGUCAACCUGGUGGGAAUCUGCGCUUUCAGCCACGCUCACUCCCACGGCGGAAAAAGUUGCUCGGGGCACGACCACGGCCAUUCGCACGGCGACCACGGACACUCUCACGGACACGGACACGGACACGGCGGGCAUGGGCAUUCCCACGGCUCGGGCGGCGGCGGCAUGAACGCCAACAUGAGAGGUGUUUUCCUUCACGUCCUGGCCGACACGUUGGGCAGCGUCGGCGUGAUCAUUUCCACCCUCCUCAUUCGGCAAUUUGGCUGGUUGAUCGCCGACCCCAUUUGCUCCCUCUUCAUCGCCACCCUCAUCUUCCUCAGCGUCAUCCCUCUGCUCAAGGAUGCUUGCGAAGUGCUUCUGCUGAGAAUUCCCCCGGAGCAUGAGAAGGGACUGAACAACGCUCUGCAGAAGAUUGAGAAGAUUGAAGGGGUUUUGUCCUACCGGGACCCUCAUUUCUGGAGACAUUCGGCCAGCGUGAUCGCAGGGACCAUCCAUCUCCAAAUCAUGUCCGAUGUGGUGGAACAGCGAAUUGUACAGCAGGUGACGGCCAUUUUGAAAGAUGCGGGAGUGAAUAAUCUGUCGGUGCAGCUGGAGAAGGACGCGUACUUCCAGCACAUGUCCGGGCUCAGCAGCGGAUUUCAGGAUGUUUUAGCCAUGACCCAACAGAUGGAGGCCAUGAAACAUCUGAACGAUGGAACGCGUAUCAUGUAGCCGCCAUCUCUGGGACCAGUUGAAAUUGUAUAAAUGCCGUGUACAGUGGGUGCGCUUUGAAUAAAUCAGGUUGUAGUCAUUUUUAUCUGUA